AAGGUCGUUUGUGAAAUUCUCUCAUCAGCACUGGUGGUGCCAGAGUGAGCUUCUCCAAAUCCUUGUCUUGUCCGUUAUUUCUUUGUACAACCUUGUCCUGGAGCUGGGCUGAUGAGUUUGGAGGAUACUGGUUUGCAGUAGGCUGCGGGCCUAGGGUCUCUAUCCUUGAGAUCCUUGGCUUACAAUUUGCCGAGGAGGAGGGUGUCUCUGGUUGUCUUCCUGUCUUCCUUGUCCUAGGUUUACCUCCUCGAGGCUGGCGAUGUGUUCUUGUUGAACAGCUAUGGAGGAUGUCUGCCCGUCUAUCAAGAUGAAAUGCCUAGAAGGCCCACACUUAAUAAACCUAGGACUGAGCAAGCCCUGUGGGCCACUGACUCCUCAGGAGGAGCUGGUGCCUACCUCUCAGACAGCAGAGGAGGAAGAGAAUGAGGAGCAACCGGGGGAAGAGGCUCUGGAUCCGGAUUGGGCCCCAGACCUUGAGGAGGAAGAGAAUGACCUCAGGGAUCCAGCUGUACUCAGUGCUGUCUAUAAUACCCAGAGAGGCCUUCCUGGCUCCUCCAGAGUCAAGGCUCCUGGUGUGCUGGGGAUGUCAUCUGCCUCCUUGCAAUUCCUGUGGCAGACCUUGGACUUCCCAUCACCAAUCCCUUUCCGGCCUACGGGGCCCAAGGCCAGCUCUCCAGCACAGCACUGCAGACCUCGACUGCCCUCGCCAGACCCGUCUCUCUACCACAGCCCACCAGCCUCAUGGUCUCUUAGGUUCAGUCUUCCUAGUCAUCUGACCCAGCUCCAUCCGUGGCACCAACGGAUCUUGCAGCAGCAGCAGCAGCAGCAUGGCCAAAUGCUGAGUCCUCCAGCCAAGAAGCCUUGGUCUCAGCAGCCAGACCCCUAUGCGAACCUCAUGACUGGAAAAGAGAAGGAGUGGGUGAUAAAAGUGCAAAUGGCUCAGCUGCAGAGUGAGACCCCUCGCUUGGAUGACUACUAUUAUCAGGAAUAUUAUCAGAAAGUAGAGGAGCAGCAGGCAAAUGAAGAGCUACUUGGGCAAAGGAGCAGAGUUGAAUCUCUCAAACUGGUAACUCCUUACGUCCAGAAGGCAGAGGCUUAUGAGUCAGUGGUUCGAAUUGAGGGUUCCCUGGGCCAGGUAGCCAUAUCCACUUGUUUUAGCCCUCGCCGAGCUAUAGACGCCGUACCCCAUGGAACACAAGAGCAGGACACGGGGGCUGCAAAUGGUCAGAGACUCCGGGUAUUACAUCGGAUUGAGAAGAUGUUCCUUCAAUUACUAGAGAUAGAGAAGGGCCAGAAAGAUGGGGCUCCACAGCCCUGGUCCUCUGAGCAGAAGGGUCUUGAAGCUGAGAAGCUCUUCCAGACCCUGAUGGCCCAGGAGCAGAAUAACCUGGAGGAGGUGGCAGAUGGCUUUCUGCAGGUGCUCUCUGUGAGGAAGGGGAAAGCCCUGGUGGCCCGGCUGCUCCCCUUCCUGCCCCAUCAUCGAGCUGUUAGCCUUCUUCUGGCUAUCACCCACAAUCUGCCCUUCCUGGUCCGGAGGGACGUGGCUGAUCAGGCCCUGCAAAUGUUGUUCAGACCUCUGUGGAAAUGCAUACGUCAUUUGACCUUCCAAGAACUCCUGCAAGGACUUCAGGGACUGAUGCUGCUACCAACUCCCUCAGAAAGGCCCAUCACUGUGGUGCUUCAGAAUCAGUUUGGAAUAUCUCUGCUCUAUGCCCUGCUGAGUCACGGGGAACAGCUGGCGUCUCUGGACUCUUCCGUAGAGGGAUCCAACAGGGACCAUACAGCUUGGACGACUGGACUGAACUAACCCUUCACAGUUGUGAAUACAGAUGGCAUUUAAGCUUAAACAAGGAAAACAAGGAAAGCACUAAGCUUUGGUGUUGCCUGGCCCACACCAAACAUGCAACUAAAUGUUCUCUUAAUUGCUACAGGGGUGGGGGAGUAGUGCUUUGUUUUUUAAGUUUAGAUUGUGACCUGAUACCAAGGAUAAUAAAGAACCUUUGCCUUGUGUCUUGGGUUCUUGCUUCAUUAUAUCAAGGCUGAAUAAGGAAAGACAGUCUAUGUUACUCACUUCUAACACAUUUCUU
Molecule: messenger RNA, 2087 nt
Organism: Echinops telfairi (small Madagascar hedgehog)
Lineage: Eukaryota; Metazoa; Chordata; Mammalia; Afrosoricida; Tenrecidae
Gene: PATL2
Product: PAT1 homolog 2
Exons: 14
Coding region: 281-1807 (508 amino acids)
Biological process (GO): P-body assembly; deadenylation-dependent decapping of nuclear-transcribed mRNA
Cellular component (GO): P-body
Molecular function (GO): RNA binding
Source: RefSeq, a predicted model, not a curated record